Messenger RNA from Aspergillus melleus, 942 nucleotides. RefSeq names its product WD40 repeat domain-containing protein. The transcript has 2 exons. Gene Ontology annotation, cellular component: catalytic step 2 spliceosome. Gene Ontology annotation, molecular function: protein binding. Bases 1 to 942 code for a protein of 313 amino acids. Lineage: Eukaryota; Fungi; Ascomycota; Eurotiomycetes; Eurotiales; Aspergillaceae. Gene Ontology annotation, biological process: mRNA splicing, via spliceosome. The record is from RefSeq and is a predicted model, not a curated record.
AUGACCGCAAACAAAACCUUCCCCACAGAGUUAGCUCACACUCUCAAAACACAUAAUGGUCCUGUAAACGCCCUCACCUUCUCCAGCUACCCUGGAACCUACAUCCUCACCGGCUCCUCCGACCGCGCAAUUCACCUCACCCGGGCGCUUCCCAGCAGCAAUAGCAAACCCGGUCCCGUCGAAACCACAUCCCCGAUCCAGAAAUACGAAGCGCACGGCUACUCCGUUCUCGACGUCGCGGUAGCAUCGGAUAACGCGCGGUUCGCGAGCGUCGGCGGCGAUCGGCAGGUCUUUCUGUGGGAUGUUGAACAAGGAGGCACCACGAGACGGUGGAGUGGGCAUGGGGCGAGAGUCGAGGCGGUGCAGUUUGCGGGGGAGGGGGAUUCCGUGGUUGUUUCUGGUGAGUUUACUUUUCUUUUCAUCGCCUAUCUGGUAGAUGCAUUGGAGUAUCAUUUACCUGGGUGUAUAUGUUUCAUCUAUUUAUGUUCCGGAUGGCUCGGGUUGGACUGUGGUGUCUACAUCUGUUCUGAUUGCUUAAACACUGGACACUGGACUGGGUCAGUUGCUAACGUUUUCUACCCAUGUUCGUGGUAUAACAGGAAGCGCCGACACAACCAUAAACCUCUGGGACGCGCGCUCCAACAACUACAAACCGAUCCAAACCCUCCCAGAAGCAGGAGACACCGUAUCGUCGCUGCACGUACACAUGCCGACGUAUUCGAUUGCCAGCGGGAGUUACGACGGACGGGCGCGCAUCUACGAUAUCCGAAUGGGACGGACGUCGGAGGACGUGUUCGCGCACCCGGUGACGAGCGUGCGGUGCUCGGCGGACGGGAAUGCGCUGUUGGCGUCGACGCUGGAUGGUCGCGUGCGGAUGCUGGAUCGGACGGAUGGGAAGUUGUUGAAGGCGUUUGGUCAGGAGGGGCAGGGGUAUCGGAAUAG